Schistosoma haematobium is the source of this 2448-nucleotide messenger RNA. RefSeq lists its product as uncharacterized. Gene Ontology annotation, molecular function: pyruvate dehydrogenase (acetyl-transferring) kinase activity. The record is from RefSeq and is a predicted model, not a curated record. NCBI's taxonomy places the organism in Eukaryota, Metazoa, Platyhelminthes, Trematoda, Strigeidida, Schistosomatidae. Gene Ontology annotation, cellular component: mitochondrion. The transcript is spliced from 7 exons. Bases 181 to 1605 code for a protein of 474 amino acids. Gene Ontology annotation, biological process: regulation of glucose metabolic process; protein phosphorylation.
AGGGUCGCUGAAACGAAAGAGGGGUAAUUUCAAUUGCAAGCUAGCUAAUGCUCUUGAGAAGAGCUAGUCCUGGUUCUCCUCUGUUUCCAUCGUGCAAAUCGCGCACCUUUAUUCAGAAUAUUGGUCUCUUGGUGACAGAAGACCCGAAAACGCCAUCCAAAGAGAACUUAAUUAAUCAAGAUGGGCAUCAAGAACAUGUGUAAAUUAGCUGGAAAGUCAGGGAAAAUGAUCGAGCAUUAUAGUAAAUUCACUCCGGUUUCGUUGAGUUUGAAAAACCUUUUAUCAUUUGGUGAAACUGCACCGGCCUCUAAGUCCUUCGAUUUUCUGAAAUAUGAACUCCCAGUUCGGCUAGGGAACAUUAUGCAGGAGAUCCAUCUCCUGCCCGAUAUCCUAAGAAGGUCAAAACCUGUCCAACAGAUAUGUUUAUUGUAUGAGGAGACAUUCAAUAGCCUUAUCAAGUAUGAAGAAUGUUCGACAAAAUCGCCUUCUACUUUAUCCAGAUUUACAGAUGAUAUUGACCUUAUCUUACAGAAGCAUUCGAGCGUAGUUGAAGUAAUGGCAUUGGGUAUCAAAGAAAUCCAAAGUAAUGAAUCGUGGUCCGAGUCACAAGAGUUGCAACUACAGUAUUUUCUGGAUCGGUUUUACGUGAGUAGAAUUGGUAUCCGAACUUUGCUUAAUCAGCAUUUCAAGCUAUAUGGACCCACAUUCUGCAACGUACAAUCUCACGUUGGGGGUAUCGACCCGGAUUGUAGCCCAGUCCAAAUCGCAGUAAAUGCAUACAAUUAUUCCAGACCACUGUGUAUUCAGGCGUAUGGUCGUGCGCCGGGUUGUGACAUUGAAAUCCACGAUUGUGUAAAUAAAGAGCGUGCAUCUGGUAGUUUCAACAAAAUUGAUUUUUGUGUGGAUGCAGCUGGUCAUGCGUCGACCAAAUCUUAUCUUUUGGACAACCAAAGGAACUGUGCGGAUUUGUCUGUGAAGGGGAAAGACAUAACAUUUUGUUAUAUACCUGGUCAUUUGUUUUAUAUAUUGUAUGAAUUGUUGAAAAAUUCGAUGAGAGCUGUUACUGAGAUCCAUAAUAAUGAUGCUCACUUGCCAAGAAUACACAUUCUUAUAUGCAACGGACCUGAAGAUAUCGUUAUUAAGAUUACAGAUUUCGGUGGAGGAAUGGCUUUAAAUAUGGUCGAAAAAACGUUUCGAUACAAUUAUACAACAGCUGUUCAUUCUGCAAAUCUACAUCCUACUGUACUAAAUUUUGAGAAUAACUAUUCAACAAUUCAAUCAGCCAGUCAAGUUACAGUAAAUGAUCGAAUGACGUGUGAAGUUGAACCAGAACGUAAUGCCUGUUUAUCUAUUGCUGGAAGAGGACAUGGUUUACCAUUAAGUAGACUGUAUGCUAGAUAUUUAGGUGGUAAUUUAAAAUUGCAUUCUAUUGAAGGUGUAGGUACAUCAGUAUUGAUUUACUUAAAAAGACAGUCACAAGAUGCUUAUGAAUUGAUUCCACUAUUUAAUCAUACAUCAAAAUCUUUUUAUGAAAAUAGUAUACAACAACGUGAUUGGGUUUCUAAUUCUCAGAGAACUUUACUUGAACCAUCUACAACACCUUAAUGAUGGGUCAUCCUUUUCUUUAUCAUCUUGUUGUUUUUGUUACUUAUCUACUUUCUUAUUCCUUUUUUGGAAGACAGUCUAUCUUGUCAUUUUCAAAAUAAUAUGAAUAAAUUAAAUUGUGUCUUUCACAUGUUGUAUUUUAUUGUUAUCAUGUAUAUGCCCUUAUCUGUGUAUGCAUUUAAUGAAAAUUGCAAAACAGAAUGGAAAAAAUGAAAGGAAACAAAACAAUACCAAGGAAUUAACCCUCUUUACUGCUUAUAUUUUCAAUGCAUUCUUUUUGUUUGUGUAUGUUGUGUAUCCUUUGUUUACUUUUUGUCUUUUAAUGCUCUGACUGAUUUUAUUUGGAUGGUCAAAUAAGAAUAAUAAUGUAUACAUUAUUUUUGGUAUGGUCCAUUCCAUACAAUAGAAUUUUUUGUCUUCACCUAUGGAACUCGGUUUAAUAAACCAUUCCUCAUGUUGUAACUGAACCGUGGUUGAAAGGUGUACAUUUAGUCACCACCACUACUUUUUGUACAUCACCUAAGUGUUUGUUUAAUUCGAUCAUAUAAUAAACCAUCUGUACCGUUAACAAUAAUGAAACCAUAAAUAAGCAUCAUUCUGUUGUACAACUACAAAUAAUUUCCUAUCGUAAGCUACCUUUUCAUCACACAAACUGCACUCCUUGGUAAGGAUAUUUUCCAUUAGAUUUUGUCGAAAGACUUAACGAUUGGUAGACAUUGAUAAUGAUUGUUUUAGAUCGUAUUUCUUUACAACGAUUCAAAAAUAAUAUUUUAUUGCCCGAGUUUUCCACAUUUGUAAAACGAAGGAUAAAUAACCUGAAAAUAAAGAGAACUUUCAUUUGUU